GGUGGGAGACAUUCCUAUCAUACGAAGAUCCGGAAAAGGACAUUCUCGUUGGGCUAUUGCGGUUGCGCAAGUGCUCCGAUGAGGGUACUUUCCGUCCAGAGUUGGUACGACGACCGCCUCAAGAAGGGGAGGAGGAAGGUGGGACCGUUAGUAUUGUUCGGGAACUUCACGUAUACGGAACGGCCGUUCCUGUAUUCGGCACCAAAGUCCUUCAUCCUUUGCAAUGCGAGCUCUCUAAGGUUCCCAGAAUUCUCGCACCCACUAGAGACCAAAGGAAGCGGGAUGUCACUGAAACGAGAUUUAGGGGGGUUGACUAUUGCUGA
Messenger RNA from Acaulospora colombiana, 323 nucleotides. NCBI's taxonomy places the organism in Eukaryota, Fungi, Glomeromycota, Glomeromycetes, Diversisporales, Acaulosporaceae. The record is from the annotation of a GenBank genome assembly.